Molecule: messenger RNA, 252 nt
Organism: Gongylonema pulchrum
Lineage: Eukaryota; Metazoa; Nematoda; Chromadorea; Rhabditida; Gongylonematidae
Source: the annotation of a GenBank genome assembly
AUGAAGCAGAACACAGCAGUAUUUAGCUAUCUUUUGGAAGUUUUGGCAAAGAGGGACCUGAAUAUGCUUCGCGAACGUACACAGCGCUUCCUUAAAGGGCCUCAUAGUCAAACCCUUCAGCCACCUAGAAUUGGUGAGGUUGUACUUCUUAAGGAAGAAAAAAUGCCUCGCGGUUCUUGGAGACUUGUCAAAAUUACACAGCUCAACCAAGGUCUUGGUAAUCAGAUUCGCACAGUUGAAUUACAGACAUAA